GGCCGCCGAGCAGGCCGGGAGCGCAGAGGCCACACCCAGCCAGGAGGCCGCUCUCCUCCGCCGCCUGAAUCAUCGACGCAGCAGCCCUUCUGCAGCUCCACUGCAGUGCGCCCGGCUGCCGCGCCUCUCCGAGCCGCCCUCCCUCGCUCCCUCACAGGCGGUGGCGCAGACCUGCAGCAUGGCGGGAAUCGCGGCCAAGCUGGUGAAGGACCGAGAGGCGGCCGAGGGGCUGGGCUUGCACGAGAGGGCCGUCAAGUACCUGAACCAGGACUACGCGGCGCUGCGGGACGAGUGCUUGGAAGCCGGCACGCUCUUCCAGGAUCCCUCCUUCCCGGCCCUCCCUUCUUCGCUGGGCUUCAAGGAGUUGGGACCCUACUCCAGCAAAACGCGGGGCAUCGAGUGGAAGAGGCCCACGGAGAUCUGCGCUGAUCCCCAGUUCAUUGUUGGAGGAGCCACCCGCACAGACAUCUGCCAAGGUGCCCUGGGUGACUGCUGGCUGCUGGCAGCCAUCGCCUCCCUUACCCUGAAUGAAGAAGUCCUGGCUCGAGUCGUCCCCCUAGACCAGAGCUUCCAGGAAAACUAUGCCGGCAUCUUCCACUUCCAGUUCUGGCAGUACGGCGAGUGGGUGGAGGUGGUGGUGGACGACCGGCUGCCCACCAAGGAUGGGGAGCUGCUCUUCGUGCACUCAGCAGAGGGGAGUGAGUUCUGGAGCGCCCUGCUGGAGAAGGCCUACGCCAAGAUCAAUGGGUGUUACGAAGCGCUUUCAGGGGGCGCCACCACUGAGGGCUUUGAGGACUUCACUGGAGGCAUCGCUGAGUGGUACGAGUUGAAGAAGGCCCCUCCCAACCUUUUCAAGAUCAUCCAGAAGGCUCUGGAGAAGGGCUCUCUCCUCGGCUGCUCCAUUGAUAUCACCAGCGCUGCGGACUCGGAGGCCGUCACGUUCCAGAAGCUGGUGAAGGGGCACGCGUACUCCGUCACCGGAGCCGAGGAGGUUGAAAGCAAUGGAAGUCUGCAGAAACUGAUCCGCAUACGGAAUCCCUGGGGGGAAGUGGAGUGGACUGGGAAGUGGAAUGACAACUGCCCAAACUGGGACACUGUAGACCCAGAGGUGAGGGAGAGGCUGACCAGACGGCAUGAAGACGGAGAAUUCUGGAUGUCUUUCGGCGACUUCCUGAGGCACUAUUCCCGCCUGGAGAUCUGCAACCUGACCCCUGACACUCUCACCAGUGAUUCCUACAAGAAGUGGAAACUCACCAAGAUGGAUGGGAACUGGAGACGAGGCUCCACUGCGGGAGGCUGCAGGAACUACCCGAAUACUUUCUGGAUAAACCCUCAGUACGUGAUCAAGCUGGAGGAGGAGGACGAGGACCAGGAGGACGGGGAGAGUGGCUGCACCUUCCUGGUGGGCGUGAUUCAGAAGCACCGGCGGCGGCAGAGGAAGAUGGGGGAGGACAUGCACACCAUCGGCUUUGGCAUCUAUGAGGUUCCGGAGGAGUUAAUUGGGCAGACCAACAUCCACCUCAACAAGAACUUCUUCUUGACACACAGAGCGCGGGAGCGCUCGGACACCUUCAUCAACCUUCGGGAGGUGCUCAACCGCUUCAAGCUGCCUCCAGGAGAGUAUAUCCUGGUGCCGUCCACGUUUGAGCCCAACAAGAAUGGGGACUUCUGCGUCCGGGUCUUUUCUGAAAAGAAAGCUGACUACCAAGUCGUCGAUGAUGAAAUUGAAGCCAACCUGCAAGAGUUUGACGUCAGCGAGGAUGACAUUGAUGAUGGAUUCAGAAAGCUGUUUGCCCAGCUGGCAGGGGAGGACGCGGAGAUUUCUGCCUUUGAGUUGCAGACCAUCCUGAGAAGAGUUCUAGCAAAGCGCCAGGAUAUCAAGUCAGACGGCUUCAGCACUGAGACCUGCAAAAUCAUGGUGGACAUGCUAGACUCGGAUGGGAGUGGAAAGCUGGGGCUGAAGGAGUUCUACAUUCUCUGGACGAAGAUUCAAAACUACCAAAAAAUUUACCGGGAAAUCGACGUUGACAAGUCUGGUACUAUGAAUUCCUAUGAGAUGCGGAAAGCAUUAGAAGAAGCAGGCUUCAGGCUGCCCUGUCAGCUCCACCAAGUCAUCGUGGCUCGGUUUGCAGAUGACCAGCUCAUCAUCGACUUUGACAACUUUGUCCGGUGUUUAGUUCGACUGGAGACGCUAUUCAAGAUAUUCAAGCAGCUGGAUCCUGAGAACACUGGGACAAUACAGCUCGACCUUAUCUCCUGGCUCUGCUUCUCAGUACUUUGAAGUGAAUUAACUAUUCUGCCUGAAGACUUUUCAAGAAAGAAAACCAAGGACUAAGCUUCCACAGAGAAAUACUUUUUAUCUGGACCUUGAAAUCAUGGGAACAUUUACUGAAAGUGAUUAUUAUAGCUGAAAAUAAUGAUGCUGUCUAUCUGAGAGAGCAGACCUUUCAGGUAUCAAAGUAAAAGAUUUGCACAGCAUUGUAAUAAAUGCAAGAGUGAGCCGCCUAACCCUGGCUAAGCUUUAAAUCUGUAAAUAGUAUACACUUUUUACUUUUACACACUUUCCUGUUGAUAGCAAUAUUAAAUCAGGAACAAAUGCAGGGAGGUAUUUAACAGCUGAGCAAACAACACACCAUCUUAAGGGACACUAGGCCCUUGCUGAGAAUAUUUAAAGCAACUUUAAUGUUAACAAUGCAGCUGUGGCUUCUGCCAACCAGCAGCCCAGGGUUUGUCACUUGAGCAAAUGGGAAUACCUGACAGGUCAGGAAAUAACCUUGUCAAGGCAUCGACAUCCAGACAAGAAAUCUUACCUCCGUCAUUCAGGUUAAACCAGAGACGGGUUUUAUAUGAUACUGAUUGGUAACAGUAGUUCUUCUUCUCAAACACACAAGUCCUUGAGCAUAUUUGGCCUUACGCAUUUAGUAUUAAUAUAAACGUGGAAGGGGCUCCGCUCUUGAUCUAACGCUGUUUGCCGCCGUAAAACUUUAACCUUUACCACCUCUAGUGUUUGUGCACGGAGUUAGGGGGACAUCAUGCAGGGGUGCUUGUGGGAACAGCACAAGCAUGUUUCCUGGCUUUACCUUGGGAAAAUGCUAGCAAUGUUUUACCAAUUCUGCCUUAUUGCGUUAUCUUCUUCCAAAUGUAUUGUUCAAAAAUAAAGAGCCCUGUGCAGCCACA
Trichechus manatus latirostris (Florida manatee) is the source of this 3177-nucleotide messenger RNA. RefSeq names its product calpain 2 (gene CAPN2). Lineage: Eukaryota; Metazoa; Chordata; Mammalia; Sirenia; Trichechidae. The transcript has 21 exons. The coding region runs from base 179 to 2281 and encodes 700 amino acids. Gene Ontology annotation, cellular component: cytoplasm. The record is from RefSeq and is a predicted model, not a curated record. Gene Ontology annotation, biological process: proteolysis. Gene Ontology annotation, molecular function: calcium-dependent cysteine-type endopeptidase activity; calcium ion binding.